UUUAUGCUAUAUAAGACUACGUUUGUAUUUUGUAUUCUCUUAAAAGAGGAGGCAGCACUAUAUUCACGUUACACAUUGCACAAUAUAGAUUCGAUCUAAGCGUACAUUAACAUUAACAUAUCAAAUCCUUAGCAUGUUGUGGUAUUGUACCAUGUAACAUGAGACUAUACUCAAAGCUCUCCUCAUUGGUGCACACAUCUCAGCCGUUGGACCCCAAAAUCCACCUAUGUUCCUCAACCUUCUUAUCAUCAUCAUCAACAACUGCCACACAGAACCCAGUACCCCAUAUUGUCACAAAAUGCAUUGCUCUAUUGCAGUUUUGGGCAUCUUCCAUAUCCAAACUAAGGCAAAUCCAUGCAUUUUCCAUUAGGCAUGGUGUCCCACUCAACAACCCUGACAUGGGCAAGCAUCUCAUUUUUACUAUUGUAUCUUUCUCUGCACCCAUGUCUUAUGCCUACCAUGUGUUUGCUGUAUUGCAUGACCCAAAUGUGUUCACUUGGAACACCAUGAUAAGGGGUUAUGCUGAAAGCGAUGACCCAAGUCCUGCACUUCAUUUCUACCGUAAAAUGUCGGCGUCUUGUGUUGACCCUGACACUCACACUUACCCUUUUCUUCUAAAGGCUGUUGCCAAGUCUUUGAAUGUUAGAGAAGGGGAAGCUAUACAUUCAGUUACAGUGAGAAAAGGGUUUGAGUCUUUGGUGUUUGUUCAGAACGGUUUGCUUCACAUGUACGCUGUUUGUGGCGACACAGAAAGCGCACACAAGGUGUUUGAGUCAAUGGUGGAAAGAGAUCUUGUGGCUUGGAAUUCUGUGAUUAAUGGGUUUGCUCUUAAUGGCAGGCCUAGUGAGGCCUUGACACUAUUCAGGGAGAUGAACAUGGAGGGACUGGAGCCGGAUGGGUUCACUGUGGUUAGCCUUUUAUCUGCUUGUGCUGAACUUGGAGCUUUAGAAUUAGGAUGUAGGGUUCAUGUGUUCUUGUUAAAGGUAGGAUUGACAGAGAACAUGCAUGUGAACAAUUCACUGCUGGACUUUUAUGCCAAGUGUGGGAGCAUCAGGGAGGCGAAACAAGUUUUUGGCGAGAUGAGAGAAAGGAAUGUGGUUUCUUUUACUUCUUUGAUUGUUGGCUUGGCAGUGAAUGGCUUUGGGGAGGAAGCACUUGAGUUUUUCAAAGAGAUGGAAGAACAAAGAGUUAAGCCUAGUGAGAUUACUUUUGUUGGUGUCUUGUAUGCUUGCAGCCACUGUGGAAUGUUGAAUGAAGGGUUUAAUUACUUUAGAAGGAUGAAAGAUGAAUAUGGAAUCAUGCCAAGGAUAGAACACUAUGGCUGCAUGGUGGACCUGCUGAGUAGGGCAGGUUUAGUGAAACAAGCAUAUGAAUAUAUUCAGAACAUGCCAAUGCAGCCAAAUUCUGUUAUUUGGAGGACCUUAUUGGGAGCAUGCACAAUCCAUGGUCAUUUAGCCCUAGGGGAGAUAGCUAGAUCACACCUUUUGAAGUUAGAGCCUAAACACAGCGGCGACUAUGUGCUUCUCUCGAAUAUUUAUGCGGCCGAACGCCGUUGGUCGGAUGUACAAACAGUAAGAAGAUCAAUGCUAGAGGAUGGUGUUAGGAAAACACCUGGCUAUAGCAUGGUGGAGUUGGGAAAUCGGGUUUAUGAGUUUACUAUGGGCGAUAGGUCUCAUCCUCGGAGUAAGGAUGUAUAUGCACUGUUAGAGAAAAUCACAGAGUUGCUAAAGUUAGAAGGUUAUGUUCCUCACACUGCAAAUGUACUUGCAGACAUAGAGGAAGAGGAGAAGGAGCAAGCUUUGUCUUAUCACAGUGAAAAGGUGGCAAUCGCUUUUAUGAUCCUAAAUACACCACCAGGGACCCCAAUUAGGGUCAUAAAGAACUUGAGGGUUUGUGCAGAUUGUCAUAUGGCUAUAAAACUCAUAUCAAAGGUUUAUGAUAGAGAGAUUGUUAUCAGGGAUCGUAGUAGAUUCCACCAUUUUAGAGAUGGUUCAUGUUCAUGUAAAGAUUACUGGUAAUA
Molecule: messenger RNA, 2020 nt
Organism: Arachis duranensis
Lineage: Eukaryota; Viridiplantae; Streptophyta; Magnoliopsida; Fabales; Fabaceae
Product: pentatricopeptide repeat-containing protein At4g21065-like
Exons: 1
Coding region: 159-2018 (619 amino acids)
Biological process (GO): RNA modification
Molecular function (GO): RNA binding; protein binding; zinc ion binding
Source: RefSeq, a predicted model, not a curated record